UGCUGUCUGGAAGCGCCCUGAGUUUGACCCUCGAACUGCCCUGGCCCAUUGCUAUGUGGUCCUGGGAGUUUCCCAAGGUUUCUAGCCUUGUAAAACUGAUGAUUCACCAAACAGCAAAUCCCACAAUUCCACAACAUUGAGGCCACUUCUACACUGCCAUGUAAAAUCCAGAUGUGCUGCUUUGAACCGGAUUAUAUGACUGUAGAUUCAUAAUCCAAUUCAAAACAGAUCACUUAGAUUAUCUACUUUGAUUAUAUGGCAGUGUAGAAGGGCCUGAGUUGUGGCAAUUGAGAUGGUGUCAGGCUACAUUAAUUCUACAGCAUAGAUGCCUUAUUUCUUAUGUUUAGAAAUAAGAUAAAAAAUGUUUGGUUUAGAGAAGAAUAGUUGUUGCUACUCUGGAUACAGAGAUGCAGCCAAAUGAAUUUACACACCUCUGUAUUUUUGAUGAGUGCAGUUCUUUUAGUUCCCAGUAUUGCUGGGGUUCAUCUGAUAUGAAAACAUAAUUCUAUGUUACAUGAAGAAACCUAUGUGUGUGUUCAGUUCCCACAUGGGAGUGUCAAAACUAAUCUGAUUAACUGUUACCUAAUAUUACUUUGGAAGAGACAAUGUAUCUUUUUAAUAUGACUUGUUGACAUAAUUGUUCUUUUUAAAUUGCAUGUUAGGGUUUUGUUACAAAAAAUGUUGAUCAAUAUUAUAUAGGGAUUAUUCAAUGUUGUUGUUGCUUAUUCAUUCAGUCGCUUCCGACUCUUCGUGACCUCAUGGACCAGUCCACGCCAGAGCUUCCUGUCGGCCGUCGCCGCCCCCAGUUCCUUCAAGGUCAAGCCAGUCACUUCAAGGAUACCAUUUUGCCCUUGGUCGACAUCUCUUCCUUUUUCCUUCCUUUUUCCCCAGCAUCAUGAUCUUUUCCAAGCUUUCCUGUCUCCUCAUAAUGUGGCCAAAGUACUUCAUCUUUGCCUCUAAUAUCCUUCCCUCCAGUGAGCAGCCAGGCCUUAUUUCCUAGAAUAUGGACUGGUUGGAUCUUCUUGCGGUCCAAGGCACUCUCAGAAUUUUCCUCCAAUACCACAGCUCAAAAGUGUCUUAUCUUCCUUCGCUCAGCCUUCCUUGUGGUUCAGCUCUCACAUCCAUAGAUUACUAUGGGGAAUAGCAUUACUUUAACUAUGCGGACCUUCGUUGCCAGUGUGAUGUCUCUAAUUUUCACUAUUUUAUCGAGAUUGGUCAUUGCUCUCCUCCGAAGAAGUAAAUGUCUUCUGUUUUCUUGGCUGCAGUCUGCGUCUGUAGUGAUCUUCGCGCCUAGAGAUUAUUCAAUAAAUAUACAUAGUUGCUAUUUGUUUCAGGAUCUCUUGAAAGCAAGAGUAUUUUUCAAAGAAUUGUAGAAAUCACAGGGCUCGAUGGGAAACAGCCUAACUUUGCAAGGAAUUGUGAUUUGCUUCAUUCACUAAAACCACUGAAAGUUGAAACACGGUGUUGAUGCAAUCUUCUAUAUUGCAUUCAUUGUAAAGGCGUGAGUGACAGAGUCUUUAAUUUUACUUUUUAAAAGGAGCUGGUUACUCAUUAUUCUGAUCACCUAAAACUAAGUUGUCUUACUGCAAUUCAGACAAGUAGCUGAGUUACCUGCUACUAACAAGUUGUUGUUGUUGUUGUUGUUGUAUGCCUUCAAGUUGUUUCCCAUUUACAGCAACCCUAACACAAACUUAUCAUGGGCUUUGCUUGGGAAGAUUUGAUCAGAUAGGCUUUGCAAUUGCCUUCCUUUGGGGCUGAGAGAGUUUGACUUAUCAAAGGGCACCCAGUGGGUCUCAUGGAAAAGUGAGGAUUUGAAUUCUGGUUUCCAGAAUCAUCCUCCAACACUGAGUGUACUAUCCCACACAUUCUUCCUAACAGUUUGUUUGUUACUGUGUUAUUAGAAAAUGUUCUGUGGCUCACCCAAGUGGCUAAUUCAGAUAUCGCAUCUUGGAUAGCCUUAGAAAAAUACAAACAUAAUAUAAUUAUUUCCUGACUGCAGCAUGAGACAGACAUACAUAUUGCUCUUCUUAUUGCUCAGACUGAGCCAGAGCAUGUAAAGGCGUGUAAGUGCAUGCACAGAGGCAGUGAACACAGAGAGAGAAACAAGGAACUGUCAGAAAGCCUAUUUCUGUUUCCCCUCCAAACAGAUUUUUAGCCAUGGCUGCCAACAUAAAGAAGUAUGAUUCAAUUACAGAUCUACUGUGGGAUCACAUCUGGCAGAUAAGUUAGGAUGGAAGUUCUAUGAAGGUGAUGACUAUCAUCCAGAUGAGAAUAAAAAGAAAAUGGCAGAAGGAAUACCUUUAAAUGAUCAGGACAGGAUCCCAUGGCUUUGCUGCCUUCAUGAUAUAUUAAAAAGGGAACAUACAUGUGGACAAAAUGCAAUUUUAGCCUGCUCGGCUCUAAAGAAAAUGUACAGGCAAAUUUUGGGAAAUGGAAAAUGCGGCUGUGAGAGUGGUCAGCAAGAGAACCAAGGAGGUCCUGAAUCAUUAAAGAUCCUCUUUGUCCAUCUGCAUGGAUCGAUUGACUUAAUCGCAGGCCGUCUAAGAAAAAGGAAGGGACAUUUCAUGCCUCUUAGUCUCCUACAGUCACAAUUUGACACCCUUGAACCUCCAUCCCCACCAGAGAGUUUUAUCACUAUUAAUUUGGAAAAGUCCAUUUCAGAAAUAGUAUCUGAAAUUGAAGACUACAUUAAAAAAAUGUAAUAAAUAUUA
This is a messenger RNA of Anolis carolinensis (green anole), 2711 nucleotides long. RefSeq names its product IDNK gluconokinase (gene idnk). The transcript is spliced from 5 exons. The record is from RefSeq and is a predicted model, not a curated record. Gene Ontology annotation, cellular component: cytoplasm. Gene Ontology annotation, molecular function: gluconokinase activity. NCBI's taxonomy places the organism in Eukaryota, Metazoa, Chordata, Lepidosauria, Squamata, Anolidae. Bases 2283 to 2702 code for a protein of 139 amino acids.